Molecule: messenger RNA, 3204 nt
Organism: Trematosphaeria pertusa
Lineage: Eukaryota; Fungi; Ascomycota; Dothideomycetes; Pleosporales; Trematosphaeriaceae
Product: NADPH-cytochrome P450 reductase-like protein
Exons: 5
Coding region: 1-3204 (1067 amino acids)
Cellular component (GO): cytosol
Molecular function (GO): NADPH-hemoprotein reductase activity; heme binding; FMN binding
Source: RefSeq, a predicted model, not a curated record
AUGGAAUUCGAACCGAUACCCGGCCCUCCAGGGCUUCCCAUCGUAGGCAAUUUGUCGGAUAUCGACCCAGAGAAUCCCAUACUUUCUAUUGGCCAUCUCACCGACAUAUACGGACCCAUUUGGAAAUUUUACAUAGGUGGCGAUCGUAUCGUGAUAGCUUCGCAAGCGUUGAUGAACGAGGUCUCUGAUGAAGAGCGGUUCGCCAAGAUCGUAUCAGGUCCUCUGCAGCAAGUACGAAACGGAACCCACCAUGGGCUGUUCACUGCCUAUGGGCCAGAGGAAAAAAAUUGGGGCGUUGCCCACCGCAUCCUUAUUCCCGCAUUUGGUCCUCUCGCCAUCAGAAACAUGUUCGAUGAGAUGCAUGACGUCGCCGGACAGUUGGUAAUGAAAUGGGCACGGCACGGAUCCGAGCAGGUCAUUCAAGUCACCGACGACUUCACAAGGCUGACCCUCGAUACCAUCGCACUGUGUGCUAUGGAUUACCGCUUUAACUCGUACUACUCCGAGCAUAUGCACCCUUUCGUCCAGGCAAUGGUCGAUUUCCUCAAGGUCAGCGGAGAUCGAUCUCGGCGCGAUUCUAUCACCCAGUUCUUCUACAGACAAGAGACGAAUCAUUACUGGGAAUGCAUUGAACUUCUUCGAAAGACAAGUCAGGAGGUCAUCAGUAGGAGGAAGGAGCAUCCAACAGACAAGAAGGAUCUGGUAAAUGCGAUGCUCAAUGGAGUGGAUCCGAAGACGAAAGAGAAGAUGACGGAUGAGAAUAUCAUCGACAACAUGAUCACGUUUCUCAUUGCAGGGCACGAGACCACCUCUGGGCUACUGUCUUUCGCAUUCUAUUUCCUUCUAAAGAACCCGAGCGCAUACGAGAAGGCCCAGCAAGAGGUGGACGAUGUAAUCGGAAAGGGUCCUGUGACUGUUGAGCACCUUUCGAAGCUUCCGUAUAUCAACGCAGUUCUGAGAGAGACCUUGCGCUUGUGUCCGACUGCUCCCUCGAUCGGCCUCCAAGCGAAGGAGGAUACGACGCUUGGUGGGAAAUAUCAGGUCAAGAAAGGAACACCAAUCGUCGCCUUGUUCCCGAAGAUCCAUCGUGACCCAGCCGUCUACGGCGAGGACAGCGAAGAGUUCCGUCCAGAGCGGAUGCUGGAUGAAGAGUUCGAGCGCCGCAACAAAGAAUUUCCGAACUGCUGGAAGCCGUUUGGUAACGGGAUGAGAGCUUGCAUUGGAAGACCAUUCGCAUGGCAAGAGGCUCUGCUCGUGGUGGCCAUUCUGCUUCAGAACUUCAACUUCACAAUGGACGAUCCCUCCUAUCAGCUCCAAAUCAAGCAGACGCUUACGAUCAAACCCAAAGGCUUCUACAUGCGCGCCCAUCUCAGAAACCACAUGACCGCAACCACACUUGAGCGGGCCCUGGCCUCGGCAACCAUCAGUAAACAGACAGAGCAAACGAGUUCGGUCGCCACAAAGAAAAAGAUCGCUCAAGGCAAACCGAUGGCAAUCUACUACGGCUCGAAUACGGGAACCUGCGAAGCUCUCGCGAAUAGGCUUGCUAGUGAUGCCGCGAAUCACGGCUUCCGCGCGGAGGUAGUCGACAUACUAGACUCGGCGAAAGAGAAUCUGCCAACCGAUAAGCCUAUCGUCAUUGUCACAGCUUCCUACGAGGGUCAGCCCGCAGACAACGCGGCUCACUUCGUGACCUGGAUCAGUUGUCUGAAGGGCUCCGAGCUGGCCAAUGUCAACUACACAGUCUUUGGUUGUGGUCAUCACGAUUGGGCGAACACUUUCCACAGAAUUCCGAGGCUCAUUGACGCGACCAUUGAAGAAAGAGGAGGAAGCCGGAUCGCGGAGAUUGGCACGGCUGACGCGGCGAAAGGCGACAUCUUUACGGACUUCGAAGCGUGGGAAGACAAGGUAUUCUGGCCUGCGAUGAAAGAACGGUACGGAACCUCCGAUACGCCAGAUGGUGCAUCAUUUGAGACCAGCCUGGAUAUCGAGGUUUCAACACCCCGGUCAUCGACCCUACGGCAGGACGUACGAGAAGGUCGCGUGGAGGCCGUCGAAGUACUCUCUGCGCCUGGGGUCCCCGAGAAGCGACAUAUCGAGAUCAGCCUGCCAUCUGAUAUGACUUACACUGCUGGGGACUACCUUGCCAUCCUGCCUCUGAAUCCAAAGGAGAACAUUGGGCGAGCCAUGCGGUAUUUCGGUCUGGCUUGGGAUAGCAUGUUGACCAUCUCCUCUUCCGGACCUACAACGCUUCCGACCGGCGCUCCUAUCUCCGCAACAGACGUGUUUGGGGCUUACGUUGAACUUGCUCAACCUGCGACCAAACGGAAUAUCCUCGCUCUCGGCGAAGCCACGCCGGACGAUGCCUCCAAGAAAGAGCUCACACGUUUGGCAGAGGAUGUGUAUGCUACGGAGAUCUCCGAAAAGCGAGUCUCAAUUCUCGACCUCCUCGAGCGGUUUCCGUCCGUACAUCUCCCGCUCGGGCCCUUCCUGAAGAUGCUGCCUCCGAUGCGCGUGCGCCAGUACUCUAUCUCAUCCUCGCCGCUGUGGUAUUUGAACAAUGUUACACUCACGUACGCCGUAGUUGACCAAGCAGCUUUCAGCGGCCAAGGACGCUUCGUAGGCGUCGCAUCCAGCUACCUCUCAAGGCUUGAUCCGGGGGAUAAAAUUCACGUUUCAGUGCGCGGUUCGCACCAGGCCUUCCAUCUCCCGAAGGAUGCAAAGAACGUUCCGGUGAUCAUGAUCGCCGCGGGGACAGGGCUCGCCCCGUUCCGUGGCUUCAUCCAAGAACGCGCCGCCCAACUCGCCGCCGGUCGCUCCCUGGCACCCGCCCUCCUCUUCUACGGCUGCCACUCGCCUGACACCGAUCUUCUCUACUCCGACCUCCUAUCUCGCUGGGAAAAGCUCGGCGCCGUGUCACUCCGCUACGCGUUCUCCCGCUCGCCGGAGCAGUCCGAGGGCUGCAAGUACGUGCAAGACCGGCUGUACCACGACCGGAAGGAGGUGAUCGAGCUCUUCGACGCGGGUGCCAAGCUGUUCACUUGUGGGAGUCGCGAGGUCGGGAAAGGCGUUGAGGACGCGUGUUUGAGGAUCGCGAAGGAGAAUCAUGAGCAGGUGAAGGGUGUCAAGGCCGAUGAUGCGAAGGCGAAGGCGUGGUUCGACGGGUUGAGGAAUGAGAGGUUUGCGACGGAUGUUUUUGCUUGA